AUGACCAGAGCCGUUCCCACCAAGUACGCGGCCGUCGUCGUCGGAGCAGGCCCGGCUGGAGUGGCAGCGCUUGGAAAUCUCCUAGAAUUGGGCCUCAACAAAAUCGCCUGGAUCGACCCGUCUUUUGAUGGCGGCAAGAUCAACAAGAACUAUCGCGAGGUUCCCAGCAACACCAAAGUAUCAUUCUUCCAAACCUUUGCUACCGGUGUACAGCCGUUUCGCAGUGUGAUUCAAAAGACCCCGACUCCAAAUGCUUUUUCUGUCUUGAACAAACUCGACCAGGCCGAUACGUGCUCUCUGCACUAUGCCGCCGACUUGUGUCGCGCCUUGACAGACGGAAUGCUCAAGUUAGAUCAAGUCUCGCAAUACCGCGGCACUGUUGUUGCCGCUGAUCUGAAAGAGACAACGUCUAACUGGACCGUCGACAUCAAACUGCAAGACUCUUCAUCCUCGCAUAUCCAAGUGACCACAUCCAGAAUUAUCCUGUGCACAGGCUCAUCGCCAACCAACCCACCACUGCCAAUCUCCGGCACAUCUAUCGAGUCACUCGACCUAGACACAGUCCUCAAACCCAGCAUCCUCUACGACCACAUCCCCAAAAACCAACCCACCACCGUCGCCGUCAUCGGCGCAUCCCACAGCGCCAUUCUCGCCCUGAUGAACUUUGUCGACCUGGCACGCUCCUCCCACCCGAACCUACGCAUAAAAUGGUUCACGCGCCACCCGCUGCGAUACGCCGAGUUCAUGGACGGCUGGAUCCUGCGCGACAACACGGGUCUCAAGGGCCAAGCCGCACAAUUCGCGCGCGAACAGCUCGAAGAUGCAUGCCUGUCCAAAUCCGACGCUGGACGCUUCAUCCGGAAAAUCGACACCAGCAGCGGCAGGGAAGACGCCGCCUACAAAGCAGAACUGCCCGAAUGCACACAUAUCGUUCACGCCAUUGGGUACCAACGUAAUGCGCUGCCAUCCCUGACCCGAAACAAUAACAAAUCACCCCUCGGCGAGAUUGAAUGGGACUCGGAGUUUGGCGGCUUUGUCGAUCAGCAGAAUGAGGUGGUGCCGGGCUUGCAUGGUGCUGGUAUCGCUUUCCCCGAGAAAGUGGUUGACCCCAUGGGCAAUGUCGAGCAUGCUGUUGGGUUUUUUAAGUUUAUGAAGUUUUUGAAGAGGGUCACUCCGUCGUGGGUUUGA
This is a messenger RNA of Talaromyces rugulosus, 1188 nucleotides long. RefSeq lists its product as uncharacterized. Gene Ontology annotation, molecular function: oxidoreductase activity. NCBI's taxonomy places the organism in Eukaryota, Fungi, Ascomycota, Eurotiomycetes, Eurotiales, Trichocomaceae. The record is from RefSeq and is a predicted model, not a curated record. Bases 1 to 1188 code for a protein of 395 amino acids. The transcript is spliced from 3 exons.